AUGACUUCCUUAGCGAAUAAUUUAUGGACUUUGGGAAAUCAUCAAACAUGCAAUGUUACAAAUAUUGAUCAUUACAUACAUAAUGGAGACACGAAGUGUUCAACAGAUUUAAUGGUCGAAACAAGUACAACUAAGCUGAGUGGCUAUGUUGAAAGCUUUUUACCCAGGAGGUUAACAAUCCUCCAACAUAUACAUAAAGCACUCAGGCUAAACGUGAUGUUUUCUAAAGAUAAAAUAAACAAACCGAUAUUGGUUUAA
Messenger RNA from Clunio marinus, 258 nucleotides. The record is from the annotation of a GenBank genome assembly. Lineage: Eukaryota; Metazoa; Arthropoda; Insecta; Diptera; Chironomidae.